Seminavis robusta is the source of this 1660-nucleotide messenger RNA. The record is from the annotation of a GenBank genome assembly. NCBI's taxonomy places the organism in Eukaryota, Bacillariophyta, Bacillariophyceae, Naviculales, Naviculaceae.
GUCAACCUGCUGCCGCCUCAUUUAGUCGACGUACUGUUGGAUGCAGCAGCCAUGGGAGUCAAUACCAUUCAACGGGAAGGCAUUACUCUAAAGCAUGACGCGAAAUUCAUGUUGAUUGGGACCAUGAACCCGGAAGAGGGCGAUUUAAGACCUCAACUCUUGGAUCGCUUUGGCCUCAUGGUGGAUGUGCAGGCUCCGCGAGAUCCAAGGCAACGAUGUGAGGUGGUCCGACAACGGAUCACUUUUGAACGGGAUCCUGCACUCUUUCAACAAGCAUGGCAGCAGUCUUCCACAUUACUCACGCAACAGGUGGUUGCUGCCCAAGAACGACUUACAAAAGUCAUUUUGAAAGAUGAAUUGCUGCUCCUCAUUAGCACCAUUUGCACCGAAAUGCACGUGGACAGUCUCAGAGCUGACAUUACGCUUUACAAGACGGCAACCGCAUUAGCAGCUUGGGAAGGCAGACUGCAAGUUGCUCCCGCCGAUAUUAAACAAGCGGCCCAAUGGGUAUUGCCGCACCGCAAACGCAAGAAACCCUUCGAGUCGCCGCAAUCCAAGCAACAAACAGAGGAAAUGUUGGAAGAGUUGAUCAAUAAUCACAACAACAACGACAAUAGUCCACCCGACAAGAAUAAUAUGGAUCAACAAGAACAAGAACAGCAGCAACCACAACCGCAAGAACAAAAUGAUAAUCGCGAAGGUACAGGAUACGGAUCAUCCGAGUCAGCGCCGUCAUCGUCUUCUAACAACCAGGACAAGAACACGGAUAACGAUAACGAUGACAGGAAUGGUGAAGGCAACCAGAUGGAGACAUUUAAGGCUAGCAAACCCGAACAAAUCAAAAGAAUCAAACUAGCCAAGAAACAACAAGGUCAACCAGGAACAGGUCGGCGCAAUACCGUAACAAACUCGCAACAGAACAAGCAGGGGCACUACGUCCGGUCCGUACCAACCGACAAGCCACAAGAUAUUGCCCUCGAUGCAACUCUCAGAGCAGCUGCCGUCAAUGGUCUCGAUCCGGAUACCGGCGCGACGAUUAUCAAACCCGAAAAUUGGAGACGAAAAGUACGCCAUGCCACCACGGAUACCCUCAUUCUGUUCGUGGUGGACGCAUCGGGGUCCAUGUCUGCCCGACAGCGCAUGGAAACAGUCAAGGGGGCAGUCUUGGCUCUUCUCACGGAUGCAUAUCAACAGCGAGACUCUGUGGGUGUCAUUGCCUUUCGGGGAUUAAAGGCCGAAGUGCUUUUGGAACCCACACGGAGUGUGGAACUGGCGGAACAACAAUUGAAGCGUCUCCCCACGGGUGGGCGAACACCUCUGGCACAUGCGUUGGUGGUCGCCCAUGAAGCAGUGCACCGUCUUGGCCGACAUCAAACUGAACAACAGCCAAUGCUACUCAUCGUAUUAAGUGAUGGCAAGGCAAAUGUGCCGCUACCCGAUACCAGCGGCGAUGCAUGGGCGCAAACAGAACAGGCCGCGGCACAACUCGCCGACCUUGCCAUUCCUACACUGUUUCUGGAUACCGAAACAGGAAUGGUUCGGGUCGGCCGCGGCAAAGAGCUGGCUCAGCGCCUCAACGCGGACUAUCUACUGCUGGAUGACCUAAGCGCGGAUGGGUUGGUUCAUACGAUUCGCGAGGUAGUUGGUUAGUAAGGCUACU